This is a messenger RNA of Gymnodraco acuticeps, 1404 nucleotides long. RefSeq names its product protein NYNRIN-like. Gene Ontology annotation, molecular function: nucleic acid binding. The record is from RefSeq and is a predicted model, not a curated record. NCBI's taxonomy places the organism in Eukaryota, Metazoa, Chordata, Actinopteri, Perciformes, Bathydraconidae. The transcript has 2 exons. Bases 141 to 1085 code for a protein of 314 amino acids. Gene Ontology annotation, biological process: DNA integration.
AGGAAGAAGAGGACGUCCACACACAUCACAUUGACCUUUCUGAAGUAUUCAGAAUAAACAACAAGAUAGUACUCCCUGUUAGUCUCUACAAAACAGCAGCUCAUUUGAGUCAUGGGCCGUGCCAUGUCUCAACAGGAGGGAUGGUGACAAUAAUAAAUGAACACUUCCAUACAUACAACUACAUUACAUUUUCUAAAAACUUUUGUAGAGCCUGUGUAGUAUGUUGCAGACACAAUGCUCAAGGCAAUGAGCGACCACAGAGAGGAAAGUUCCCUCCACCAACAUACCCGUUUCAACACAUGCAUAUGGACUUCAUCGAACUAACACCAUGCCAAGGGUACAAAUACUGUUUGGUAAUGAUAUGUCCGUUUUCAAAGUGGGUUGAAAUAUUCCCAGCAAAACAUGCAGACGCUAUUACCGUAGCAAAAGCCCUAUGCAAGACAAUAAUACCAAACAGAGGUAUUCCAGAGAAACUGUACAGUGAUAAUGGUUCCCAUUUUGUAAAUCAGGUUAUUACCAAACUGUCCGAACAUAUGGGGAUAACAUUAAAAAACCAUUGUGCAUAUCAUCCACAGAGUGCAGGCUUAGUGGAAAGAACAAACGGAACAGUAAAGUUAAGACUAAGGAAAACAAUGGAGGAAACAGGAAGACCAUGGGUGGAAUGUGUGUCUCUAGUAGAAACAUGCAUGAGAAUCACGCCCACGGCAAAAGGGUUGUCUCCCUUUGAGAUCAUAACAGGAAGGCAAUUCAGACUACCAAUCACAGACGAGGUGAGGGAGGAGGAUGAUGCUGAGGCAGAGACUACAUUAACUGAAUGGAUGAGCAGACUCUUCAGAAGCAAUGAGAUAGCUCGAACAAAUAACUUGCCAGACAUUUCUACUCCCUUACAGGAUACUCGAGUGCAGACUGGUGACCAGGUCCUCGUGAAGGUGAUUAAGAGGAAGCAUUGGCACUGUCCACAGUGGGACGGUCCCUACACGGUACUGCUGACAACACCGACUGCACUAAAAAUCGCCGAAAGAACUACGUGGAUACAUCAGAGCCACUGCAAAAAGAUAAUACCUCUCCAACUUAACGACGGAUAAGUGGUGGAAGUCCGGCUACAAAGGGCGGUGUUUCAUUAGGAAAUACUGGUCUCAACCCCGGUGAAGAAAACAACAGAACCACUAUCACAAAUAGACUAUGUUGGGAAAGGUGUUGUUUGUAGUGACCCUGCUGGGUCUGACGCUAAUGACUAUAAGACAAUUGAGUGAGGAAUCCUCAACAAAAGAAGAAGUCCAUCGAGAGAAAAAAUGGUCACUACUCAACGAUGUUGCAACAGACAGAUAACGGUGACUAUACUGACACAGACCCCUCUCAGAAGGACGAAUAUACUCACCUAACCUCCAAUGUGUAAGACUUAAA